GACUCAAGGUCAGGUGUCAAAGGCAAGUCAUAAAAGAAGCGUUAUAACAAAUACUAACGUUUAUUUUGAAUAUCUUAAACCCUUGACUUUCUUAAAUCUUUUAUAUGUUGAUAUGAUAGUUUUAAAUUUAUUAACUCAGCACCGUCUAGUUCCUUCAAAUACGUUUGGCAAAAGUACUGGUAACGAUACUUUCAAGGCAUUAUAUGGGCCACCAACAACUUUGAAUGAAAUUUAA
This is a messenger RNA of Scutellospora calospora, 235 nucleotides long. The record is from the annotation of a GenBank genome assembly. Lineage: Eukaryota; Fungi; Glomeromycota; Glomeromycetes; Diversisporales; Gigasporaceae.